AUGUCUACAAAUAAAACCUCAAUGUUAUGCAAACUUCCUUGGGUAUUAGAUCCGUCCGAUGCGGACAAUAGAAGUCAUAUUAUUACAAUUUUAUGCCUGGAGAUAAUUCUGGCUUUGUCCGCUGUGAUUCUCAAUGCCUCAGAGAUAAUUGUUAUUAGAAAAAUGUUCUCUCAGCUCGGUACAGCGAAGGAAAUUCUCUUGAGUCUUUGCGUGUCCGAUCUUCUCUAUGGCUUCAUUGUCCUGCUCGCCGAUGUAGUAUUCAAAGCUCUUCAGAUUUCCACAGGAACAUUCUGUCUCAUUGCACAUCUUCAAGCUGACGCAGCACUUCUUCUUUUCCUGUCAUCAUUCUUGACGUUAGUCCUAGCUACCGGAGAGAGGUAUCUUUGCAUCAUAUACCCAUUCUUCUACGAGCGCCAUUGCAAAUCUCUCGUAUGGUCAAUCUUGCUAGCAUGCAUUUGGUUUCUUUCCAUUUGUCAUCCUGUUCUUAAUCACGUUGGUGGCAUAGGACAUUAUGUUCUUUUUAUUGCUGGGUUUUUCAUUUUAUCUGGAUGUAUCCUGAUUGCAACUGCCUACCUUAGAAUAUAUUACGAAGCCCAUAAGAUAAGGAGAUCAAUACAGCAACAGGUUGCAAGCAUACAUGGUUCUCAGCCAAGAAAGAGGCCAUCAGCUAACAUGAUCGCAGCGGUAGUUGUAGCAACAUUGAUCUGCUACACGCCAUUUGCUUUCAAUUUGUUUUUUAUCAGACUGACGGAUAAAAGUGUAAGCGGGAAAACAGCAAACUGGCUCUUCACGCUCAUGUCGGUAAAUGCAACAUUGAAUCCGAUUUGCUAUUGUUUGCUUAACAAGACUUUGAGACAACGAUUUAUCAGACUUUGGCGACGGAGCUGA
This is a messenger RNA of Rhopilema esculentum, 888 nucleotides long. NCBI's taxonomy places the organism in Eukaryota, Metazoa, Cnidaria, Scyphozoa, Rhizostomeae, Rhizostomatidae. The record is from RefSeq and is a predicted model, not a curated record.